Messenger RNA from Xiphophorus maculatus (southern platyfish), 5703 nucleotides. It is a transcript of the gene raph1a, whose product is annotated as ras-associated and pleckstrin homology domains-containing protein 1-like. The record is from RefSeq and is a predicted model, not a curated record. Lineage: Eukaryota; Metazoa; Chordata; Actinopteri; Cyprinodontiformes; Poeciliidae. The transcript is spliced from 20 exons. Gene Ontology annotation, biological process: signal transduction. Gene Ontology annotation, cellular component: plasma membrane; cytosol. Bases 278 to 4627 code for a protein of 1449 amino acids.
GUUCAGCUUGUAGCAUCUCAGAGGAUCCAGUGUGGCUGGCAGCAGGCAGAGGGGGGAAUCGGCACAAUCUGGGAUCUAUCUGGGAAAAAGGGAAGUCGGUGAGAGAACCGGCUCCAAUCCCCGGCGGAAACUCGACCAACACUCCGCGGAGACUUCUGCUGCGUUUCCCCGCGGCUGGCUGCACCCUUUCCUCCCAGGAAUCUCCUUGGGAUCUGGAUCCGCUCAGGUGACUGAAUCGGUGCUCCUGGAGCUGUGCUGAGCCGUUUGCAGACCAAAGAUGGAUCAGCUUUCAGACGAGGAGGUGGAGGUGAGGGGGGAGGAGGAUGAGGAAGAGGAGGACAGCGAUAAGGAGGACCAGGACCUGGAUAAAAUGUUUGGAGCCUGGCUGGGAGAGCUGGACAAGCUCACACAAAGCUUGGAUGAUGGUCGUCCAGAAUGCCCCCCACAGCAGAAAGCCCCCCUCAGGCAGGAGACCAACAUGGCAAACUUCUCCUACAGAUUCUCCAUCUACAACAUUAACGAGGCCCUGAAUCAGGGGGAGAACGUUGACCUGAACGCCCUCAUGGCUGACCUGUCCUCCAUUGAGCAGGAGCUCAGCACCAUCAACACCAAGUCCAGCAGCAGCAGCAGCAGCAUGGCCCGGCUGGGACUCACAGACACCAAGGUGCGGCAGAAGCCUCCUGCUGGGCGCAGCAGCAGACAGCAAUCAGUAGGGGGCAGCGGUGGCGGCAUUGGGAACAGCGUGUCGGGUGGGGGGGGCAGCAGCGGGGCGAGCAGCAGCAGCAGCAGCACCAGGGCGUCUCCAGCCGGCACCAUCAGAUCGCCGAGCGGGCAGCAGGGCCGACCGCCGCUGGCCUCCAACUUCAGCCUGGACGACAUCACGGCUCAGCUGGAGAAGGCGUCUCUCAGCAUGGAUGAAGCUGCACGACAGACCUCCUCCCACUCUCUUAGCUCCGCCUCCUCGUACACGUCAGCCUCGGUGAGACGGCCAGGGUCUUCUCAGCGCCAGCACCGACGCACCGGGUCAGUGGGAACGGUCAGCGAGCACGAGGUGCGGUCGUUCGUCCACUCGUCCCGCUCCUCUGUCACCUCGGCGUCCGGCAUCUCUGUCAACUCUACGUCCUCCAUGGAUUCACUGGACAGCGUCCUCCGCUCCGAGUCCGACGACCCACAGCCUUCAGAGGGAUCGGGUCAGGCGCAUCCCAACACAGAGCACUCCUAUCUGGACAGGGAAACCUCUCUGAUUCUGAGAAACAUUGCAGGAAAGCCCCCCCACCUGCUGACCAAGGAGGAGCAGGCUGCCAAGCUAAAGGCGGAGAAUAUCCGGGUGGCUUUGGAGAAGAUCAAGGAGGCACAGGUGAAGAAGCUGGUGAUCCGUGUUCAUCUGUCAGAUGAGAGCUCAAAGACCAUGAUGGUGGACGAGAGACAGACAGUCCGACAGGUUCUGGACAGUCUGCUGGAUAAAUCUCACUGUGGUUACAGUCCAGACUGGUCCCUGGUGGAAACCAUCACAGAGCUGCAGAUGGAACGGAUCUUCGAGGAUCACGAGAACCUGGUGGAGAACCUGCUGAACUGGACCAGAGACAGCCAGAACCGCCUCAUGUUCACCGAGCGCAUCGAGAAGUACGCCCUGUUCAAAAACCCACAGAACUACUUACUGGGGCGGAAGGAGACGUGUGAGAUGGCAGAGAGGAACAAAGAAGCUCUGCUAGAGGAGUGUUUCGGAGGCAGUUCGGUGUCUGUCCCUGAGAUGGAGGGAGUCCUGUGGCUGAAAGAGGACGGCAAAAAGUCAUGGAAGAAACGCUACUUCCUGCUCAGAGCGUCUGGGAUCUACUACGUCCCAAAGGGCAAGGCCAAGACGUCCAGGGACCUGGUGUGUUUCCUCCAGCUGGAUCACGUCAAUGUUUACCUGGGUCAUGACUACAAGAGCAAGUACAAGGCUCCCACUGACUUCUGCAUGGUGCUGAAGCACCCCCAGAUCCAGAAGAAGUCUCAGUAUAUAAAGUACCUGUGCUGUGAUGACAUCAGAACUCUCCAACAAUGGAUCAACAGUAUUCGCAUUGCAAAGUACGGGAAGCAGCUGUACAUCAACUUCCAGGAGGCCAUGAGGAGGACAGAGGCCGCCUACGAUUGGUCUUCCCUCUCUUCUUCUUCCAUCAAGUCCGGCUCCAGCUCUUCCAGCCUCCCAGAGUCGCAGUCCAACCACUCCAGUCAAUCAGACAGCGGCGUGUCAGAGCUGACGUCAUCUGGACACACCCGCUCCCAGAGUGUGGUCAGCUCCAUCUUCUCUGACGCCUGGAGGAGAGGAACGCAAGGAGAGAUGAUGAAGAUGGAUCCCAUCAGUAGGCCCAUCCCGGUCCAGAUCCCCAGCCUCUCCCCCCAGUCUCAGACUCCGCCUUCCCGGAGCAGCUACACCGAUGGGCUCAUCCCAUCCGAGGACUCCUCCUCUUCUCCGUCCCCGCCCUCGCCCCCUCCCCCACCUCCUCUCGCCGUAUCCAGUAUGGGCCACCAAGGAGCCCCUCCUUCCUCCUACGUGAAGUACAGCACUCUGGCUCGCCUGCAGAGCCAAAACCAGGCUAGAACGCAGCAGGUUGCCGGCGCCGGUACCACUCCCCUUCCCUUGCAGAACUACAACACCCUCCCAGCUUCUUACGGCACCUCUCCGCCAUCGCCCCCUCCUCCUCCUCCACCUGUGGCGCCGGCCCCUGGCUCAGCCAUGGCUGCCCUAAAAUUCGGUCUGCCAAGCCCCAACUGUCUCCCGCCGCCGCCUCUGCCAGAGGAGGAGGCACUGGAGCCACACAGCCUCCCAGAGGGCCUGGAUGCCAACGGUCUGCCCCCUCCUCCCCCUCCAGAGCCCCUCCCCAACCCCUGCCCCCAGCUCUCCAACUCAGGCCUGCAGCAGUUCCUGUCACAGAAGUUCCCCAACAUGGUGUACGACUUCACCCCCUCAGCGCUGCAGGACGGUUCCCCAGCACCCCUUCCACCUCCCACAGAACUCUCCCCCCCAGCAUCACUACAAGUUCUCCGGCCUCUGUCUCCCAAUGCCCCCCCACCCGCUCCUCCCAAAACCUUCUCUGGUGGAUUCCCUCCUCUGACCGCCCCAAAACCGUCUGGUCCUUCCUCCCUCCCCAUCGCCCUCUCCCCGGUGUCCCCCACCCAGCCGUUUUCUGGACACUGCCCUGUCAGGAAGCAGCAGAGCUUCUCGACGGGACACUCCCCGAAUCAGCCCCCCCCCACACUACCCAAGCAGCACAGCCUCUCCUCCAAGAACCUGGCCAUCUCUCCCUCUGCCUCCUCCUCAUCUGUCUCCAUCGCCGCGGCUACCUCCUCUUUGGUCAAACAGAUUGUCAAUCAGUUUCCAGGAAACACUUCCCCCAUACCCCCUUCCAGCUCUGCUCCCCAGUCCCCUCCUGCAGUCAAGGCCAAACCAAAGUGGCAAAUCGGGGGCGCUGCAGUGCCACAGUCACCUGAAUUCCCCCCACCUCCCCCUGACAGCUCCUUAGGAGACUUUCCUCCUCCGCCGUCUUCCUCUUCCAAGUCGGGCUCCCCCAUCAAGAAGUCUCCCUCAACCUCCUCCACGGGGUCUGCCAAGCGUGGGCCUCCCCCAACCCCACAGAGGGCCUCCUCCAUGAAAGACCCUCAGGACGAGCGACCCAAGAAGGUGGAGAGUCUGUUGAGUAAAUUUGGUCAGGCCCCCCAGAUGGGAACAUCGUCGAGCUCCUCCUCAGCAACAGGAUCUCCUUCCAAAGACUCCGCUUCCCUUCCGGCACCGCUCCCCAAGCCGGGGAAGCUAAACCUGGCCAACCUGCCUCUGGUCAUCCAGGGUCUGCAGAGUGGCCAGCAGCAUCAGUCUGACUUCCCCUCGCCUCCUCCCCCACCUCCUGCCUCCCAGCAUCCUCACCUGGAUUCAUCAGCCGACUUUUUCCCUCCCCCGCCGACCGAAUCGGAGCUCUUCCCUCCCCCGCCUCACCCCUCUGAGUUCCAUCACCCUCCCAAGGUCGCCGUUGUGAACCCCCAGCCUCAAAUGCAGCCUCCUGCAUCGGCAACAUCUUCUUUCUCCUCGUCAUCAUGGAAGCAAGGCUCACUGAAAAAAGGGGCGAUGCCUCCUCCGGCAAUGAACCGGCGCAGUAGCAACACGGCUCAGUUCGAAAACACCAUCUCACUGCCUCUCUCGCCUCCACCGCUGUCCCAAACCCCACCCCCCUCCCUCUCGUCCUACUCUUCCUCUUCCUCCUCCUCCCCCAUACCCCCUACCUCCCCAAAGUCAGCAGGGCCCGCAUCCCUGGCCUUUAAGCCUCACUUCCUGGAGGACCUGAACCGCACGCUGAAGAGGAAGUCAGUGUCACGCCACGGCUCGCUCACCUCUUCCCACUUGAUCCCCUCCUCCAAGAUGGAGCCCGUGGGCACAAUGGAUGACAUGGCACUCCUGCCGCCUCCCCCCCCAGAGCUCCUGCCGCAACAGCAUCAGCAGGGAGUCCGGGGACACUCUCACACCCUGUCGCGGCACCACGGGCGCUCCCAAUCGGCCAAACAUGGCAACAUCUCAGGCUAUGCAACGCUGCGGCGAGGCCCGCCUCCCGCCCCUCCCAAACGGGACCAAAGCACCAAACUGACCAGUGAGUGGUAGGAGACGGUGACUCUGACUGUAGCUCAUUGACCAAUCAGGUCCCGUUGUUCCUGCGGAGAGGAAAAACGCCCGUCUCUUCUCGGUCCCCUUUGGAUUCCAAGCAAGUGGCGAAGCAAUUCCUAAUCUCAGAUUAAUCCUCAUUAUUCCCAUCAUUACAUGUUUAAUCCAACAUGAGUAACAAUUUAAAUAUAUAAAUAUGUAUAUGUAUAUAGUUAGCAAGAGAGAAAAUCACCCCUCCAGCUUUUUUCACAUCUGUGCAGCUUUGCAUUGAAACAUAUGAAAGACUUGAAGUGACGUUUAGCUGCGAUGUACCAGGUACUGCAUGAACCAAGGAGUCAGGGGAAGGAACCACGGAGGAGGAAGGUUGAUGAUGAUGAUUAUGUGUAUAGAAGUGUAUAUUGUGAGAGGUGAGGGGGGGAGUGUGUGUGUAGGGGAGGGGCAAUCCUAGAGGGAACAUUGCCAUUUCUUCCACCCUGUUUUUUUUUUUUUUGCGUGUUUUUUUUUUUUAUAUCAAAUUAUUUAAUACUGGAAAAAUAUUGUAAUAAUUAUUUUGAAUUUUAAGAAGUGGAAGAGGAGAAUGAGUUUGACUGGACAUGUGACUGUUUUCUACGAGGACCUGCUUUACCAGGCUCCCCCUUUCAUUUGAUCAAACUGCGUUUCGGCUGAUCUGCUGGUUGGUGAAACUGAACCCUGACGGUUCCCUCCUCCCAACCUGGAUCGGUUUCCCACCAUCAGAGGGUUUUUGUUUGUUCACACCCUUUGAACUUUUUCACAGUUUUGUCAUGUAACUACAAUGGAAUACAGGGCCAUACUGAUAAAAAAAAUAAAACAAUUAAAUUACAAGAAUAAAGUUAUAAUAUGUGUUUAUUCUCUUAAUACUAUGACUUUAUUUGAGUAUUAUUCUCGUAAAUCUUUUCUUGGAAUUUUAUGACUUUAUUCUGGUAAUUUUAUUUUUUAAUUAUUUUCUUGGCAUGGCCUCAAUACUCCAUCCUAUGUAACACACUGCAGCAUGUUCAUUAGGAUUUAUUGUGGCAGACCGAAACACAGUAGUGCAUAAAUGUGAAAUAGAAGGAAAA